This is a messenger RNA of Stegastes partitus (bicolor damselfish), 2162 nucleotides long. RefSeq names its product DNA-(apurinic or apyrimidinic site) lyase. Lineage: Eukaryota; Metazoa; Chordata; Actinopteri; Pomacentridae. Gene Ontology annotation, molecular function: phosphoric diester hydrolase activity; DNA-(apurinic or apyrimidinic site) endonuclease activity; zinc ion binding. The record is from RefSeq and is a predicted model, not a curated record. The transcript is spliced from 8 exons. Gene Ontology annotation, cellular component: mitochondrion; nucleus. Bases 317 to 1291 code for a protein of 324 amino acids. Gene Ontology annotation, biological process: base-excision repair.
CUGUGGUUCCGUCAACGUUAUUCCAGGUUUAUCAGCAUUUAGAUAGCCAUCACAACAGCACAGGAAGAUCUAAGCACUAUGCUAAAAUGGAAAGGCGAAAAAUAAACCGAGCAUAAAGGGAAAAAGUCGACUACAUUCAUUCCUGCCCUUACAGGUUUAGACAAGUUGAACACCAGCUGCUAAUAAAAUAUUCGUCGAUGCUAACAUUAAGGAGUGGUUUCAGCUCGUACGUGCGUAAAAUGCGCGGACAUCGAGCAUCGCGCACAUUAACAAGUUAACGAGAUCAACCAACUGUCAACCAGCGCGACUUCAUAGCAUGGGUCCGAGAAAAAUAAGGAAAAGGAAAAACGAGGAUUCUCUGGGAGGUGAGAAGGUGGAAAAGGACACAGAGGAGAAUGAGGCCGAGGAGAGAAGAGACAGGAGGAGGAAGGACCAUGGGAAUAAAUACAUUGGAGCUCAGGUUGGCAUACAAGGCGGGAUAUGGAAAGCAGUGGAGUCCUGUAUGGAGAUAGGUGGCAACUGUUUCGCCCUCUUCCUGGGCUCCCAGCGGUCAUGGAAAAGGCCUGCGUUGGACCAGACAGCUGCAGCAAAGUUUCGGGAGCAGUGUUCCCUUCAGGGGUUUGACCCGGCUCACAUCCUGCCUCACGGGUCCUACCUGAUGAACUGUGGAUCUCCUAAAGAGGAUGUGUUUGAGAAGAGCCAGGCCCUGCUGGUGGAUGAGCUCAACCGCUGCAGCCUGCUGGGCCUUAACCUCUACAACUUCCACCCCGGCUCCUCCCUGGGCACCAUCACCACCCAGCAGUGUGUGGAAAAGAUAGCGGGAGCCAUUAACCACGCUCACCAGCAAACGCCCACUGUGGUCACAGUGCUGGAGAACAUGAGCGGCCAGGGCAACACAGUGGGCGGAAAGUUUGCUGAGCUGAAGAGCAUCAUAGACAAAGUGAGAGACCAGACAAGAGUGGGAGUGUGUCUGGAUACCUGUCAUGCCUUCGCUGCAGGCUAUGACCUGGCUGCGGAGGGAGGAGUGAAGGCCAUGCUCGAUGAGUUUGAUCAGGAAGUGGGGCUUCAUUACCUCAGAGCCCUCCAUCUCAACGACUCCAAAGGAAAACUCGGCUGCAACCUUGAUCGGCAUGAAGACAUUGGUAAAGGUCACAUUGGAGUCUCUGCGUUCCGAGACAUCGUCAACGAGCCGCGACUAGACAACAUCCCUAUGAUUCUGGAGACACCCGGACGGACAGGAUUCAAAGAUGCUGAGCAGAUUGAGCUUCUUUAUUCCCUGUGCAAGAAUUAGUAAAUUAAAGCAACCUGCAAAACGGAAACCUGCAAAAUGACAGUUCACCUGACUGAAGUGUUUGUCCAAAGGGACCACAGUGAAUGUAUGAUGGAGCCUGUAGUUGGUUAGUUUGUUAGUCACAGUGUUAACAGCUUCAUCAAGGAAUGUGUUUUGUUUUGUUUUUUUUGUCUCUGUAUGAACAAAAGUUAAAUGAAUGUUUUUGCUCCAAUUUCUUAUUUGACUUGUGAUGAGUCGUCUUGUCCACUGUCGACCACUAGGGGGCGGCGGGAACACACAAAUCCAACACAAACCCGAUGUGCGGAGGUGAGACACAGAGUUGGAGAUAAAUGUAAAAGAAAAAGAAUCCAAUGUGUGCAGGUAUUUGCAUUUGAGAACCCCGUUUAUUUUGCAACAUAGUUAAAUCUUAAAAGGACCAAAUGCAGUCAGAGGUAUUUGCUAACAGUUCACUUCUCUUUAACUGCAAAAUACCACUGACUGUCCCUUGAAAGUUAGCAUACAUGUUUUAUAAACAUUUGUUGUAAAUGUUAUUGCAGUAGAAAUGUCAGAAUGUAUUUUUUUUUUCAUGCCUCAAGAAAUGUAAAAUUUUUUUACCUGUAUGAAAACUACAAAUUUAUGAAUUAUACAUUUAUGUAAAGGGAAUUUAACCUUUUAAGAAAUGUUGAUGGUGAUGUUGAACAUUUACAAAAAUUAUAAGAAGUAAACAUAUGGGACACAAUGUUUUACAAAAUUUCACUGGUUAUGUGACAUGAAAUCAUAUAUUCUGUGUGUAUAGUGACUCAUAGCUUGAUUUUUUACAUCAUUUUUGUUCUAAGUUACUCUUGGUUUUCGGAAUUAAAAGUUCACAGAAAUCAUCCAAGUCAAUCAGAAA